AUGCAGUCGUUCCUCGGAUGUCUGAAAUACUACCGCAGGUUUAUCGAGGAUUUUGCUAUCUUUGCGUCGGCCCUGUACGAGUUAAGAGAGGUGGACGUCCACGCGUGGCGAUGCAAGCUGAAGGAUGGUCACCAAUCAGCGAUCACGGUCGACGACGAAGAGAAAUGGUCUCGAUUUCAAGUGGAUUUCGCUAUGCUCAAAACAAAGAUGGCUACAGCGCCUAUUUUGCGGAUUUCGAUCCAUCGAAAGAGGCGGUGA
Peronospora matthiolae is the source of this 258-nucleotide messenger RNA. Lineage: Eukaryota; Oomycota; Peronosporomycetes; Peronosporales; Peronosporaceae. The record is from the annotation of a GenBank genome assembly.